AUACAGUACUUGUUAUUAUUGACGGGCGCGUACUACGUCAUUGUGCAUUGGUCGAAUGAAGAUUGAGCUACUGCACUUCUUUGCGAUUUCUAUGAAACCGCGUGGGAGUUAUACGAGAGUUACUGUAUACGAGUACAAAACCUCCAGAUAGCCAGCGUGAGGUCGGCCGCAUGCUUCGUCUCUAAUGAUGUCAUGCGACUACAACGUGCACUGCAUGCAGCCUUUUAGCCGUCUGUUGGUUGAACGUGAUCAUGACGUCGUCCUGUUUCAAUUUUUUAAGAUUAUUGAAAGCGAAAAAACGUUUCGGCCGCCUUUCAGUUUUGAGUUUUCGUUAUCGUUUUGGUUUGUGUUGAAAUUGAAAAUUAUUGUAUGGUAUAAUCGAGGUAGAUUACUGAGUACGUAAUGGUAGUGCUGUCUUGUUGGCUUUCUUAAUUUGGCUGUUGGAGAUGGCACUGUCGGAUACCGCGAUUAGCCGUUUGCUAGUGGAACUGACCAAUAUGACCAAGGAACCAGACGAGAACGUCCGCGUCGUAUUUUGGGAUAUGAUAGAAAAUCGUGUAGAAACUCUAACGGUGACCAUCGCUGGACCGGCCGGAAGUGUCUACAAAGACGCUGAUUUCCUGCUGGAUGUCAAGCUUCCGGAAAAUUAUCCGCAGCGUCCGCCGAAUCUGCGCUUCCUAACAAAAAUCUGGCAUCCAAACAUUUGUCCAGUCACGGGACGGUUGUAUCCCGGCUUCUACAGCACAUGGUGCGAAUGUAUGACGAUAAAGACACUUUUGGGAAGUGCUCGCGGUUUGCUCAGUUCUCCGCUUCUCGGGGAUUCUGCCAAUGCCAUCUUAGCAUACCAGUUUGUCAGUAACCGGGACCAGUUUGAUCUGACGGCCCGGUACUGGCUGCAUGUGUACGCUAAUGCUACCAGCACAGCAUACACGGAAAUGGACAGCAAAGUCGCUCAGCUGAUCGAGACGGGAUGCUGCGAUGAGACGUCGGCACGGGAUGCGUUGGCGUUUGCGGAAUGGGACAUCGAACGUGCCUUCGAAAAUUUAUGUGGUAGCCCUCAGUUGGAGGAUCUGGAUCAAGAAUUAGCCAUCCAGCAAGCGAUCGCAUUUAAAGAUAACCUGGGUGAUACACUCUCCAGUAUUAUGAAGUGCCUCUGUACAGUGAAACGAAAAUCCUAACCUUGUCGUUUCAUUUUUGUCAAUAAUAUGACGUCUUGUUCGCGUAUUUUUUAUUUCCCAGUUAUUUGUCUUUCGCCCAACAGUGUCGGCACUUUUGUUUUUUUUUCGACCUUUUGUCGGUAGACAGACGUAAUCUUGCUGCUCCUACUAUUGUUGUUUAUAAGAAUUUUAAGGAAAACUGGUCUCGAUAGUUUAUUAGUUUUAUGUGUAAAAAGAUCCUUUGUCGCGUUUGAAAGGAAUUAAAAUGAAAUCCAGAUAUCAA
Paramacrobiotus metropolitanus is the source of this 1440-nucleotide messenger RNA. Its product is annotated as ubiquitin-conjugating enzyme E2-22 kDa-like. Bases 447 to 1178 code for a protein of 243 amino acids. NCBI's taxonomy places the organism in Eukaryota, Metazoa, Tardigrada, Eutardigrada, Parachela, Macrobiotidae. Gene Ontology annotation, molecular function: protein binding. The record is from RefSeq and is a predicted model, not a curated record. The transcript is spliced from 3 exons.